This is a messenger RNA of Salvia hispanica, 1256 nucleotides long. RefSeq lists its product as uncharacterized. The record is from RefSeq and is a predicted model, not a curated record. Lineage: Eukaryota; Viridiplantae; Streptophyta; Magnoliopsida; Lamiales; Lamiaceae.
UAUUAAAGUCUUUUGUAAAAUCAUGUCCCUUUUUGACGAGUGUGAUUAAUUUCACCCAUUCCCAUCUCAUCUAAAUUAAUUUCUUCGAUCCCCAUUAACUCCAAAAGCUUUUUAGAACUCAUAAUAUCACUAUUUUAUGUAUGCUGUCAUCUCUCUUCUUUGUUCAACUGUAUGAUCUGUGUAGAGUAUGAUUGUUUCUUCAAAUUCGACUACUUUUAUCUAUUGUUGAAGAUGAGAAUGGAUCCAAGAUCAUGAUAUAGAUCAAAGAAAAACUUGUCUCUUGCUUUUGUUUUGUGAAGUUGGGAAAGAUGGGAUCGUUUCCGGGGCAUAUGGUUCCAGGAACGUUGUUUUUGGUUGUCGGGAUGUGGCACGUCUGGUGCUCUAUAUGUCGAUAUGUGUUGGAUCCUGAGACGUACGGGGUCAGGGUUUGGAACCCGGUUCGAGCAUUUGGUGGCAGGGUUAAGUACCUUGAGCUCUAUGUCAUUGCAGUUGGAGGCUUUGUUGAUCUCUGCAUAGAGUUUCUUUAUGCAACCCAUCUCAACAUCGUUGUCGAUGGCGCCUUGAACCCUUCUCACAUUAACAACUUUGAGCACUCAGCAAUGCUCCUCAUGUUCUUCAUCUUUGGAGUAAUCACACUCCUCUGUGAACAGACAAGGCAUCUGCCAUUGUCUGAAGGUGCAUUGUGCCUGAUUGCUGCAGCAGCAUUCACAGCAGAGUACCUCUUGUUCAACUUCCACUCGACUACGCACAAGGGGCUCGAGGGGUACUACCACCGUGUCCUGGUACUACUGAUAGGCCUAUGUAUAGCAUCAACUAUCGCGGGAGCACUCAUGCCGACCAGCUUCCCAGCUGAUUUAACCAGUGGCAUUGCUAUAACACUCCAAGGCCUUUGGUUCUAUCAGACUGCCUUCACUCUCUAUGGCUCAAUGAUGCCGGAUGGCUGUGUUCUCAACAUCGACAAAAUCACAUGUCGUUCCUUGGAGCACGAAGCCCGUGGCGAGCUGCUGGCUAAUCUCCAGCUGUUCAUUCAAGUUUUUGGUGUUCUUGCUUCUGCUUCUGGUGCAUAUGUUUAUGCACAUCCCAGAUUCAGCCACUGAUCUGAAAUUGGGGGGUUGUCUAUUUUUUUAGUAGAAGUAUAUAUACAAAAAUUGACAAUAGAUUUUAACACCUUAUAGUUUUUGGUAUUGAAUUGUAUAUGCAAAGAUGAUGCCAACAUAAAGUUGUGUUAAGAAUUAUGAAAACAUGUGCUUCAUCAA